UCAAUCAAACACACCAAUUAGUCGCAGUAACCGCAAAUUUCCGAAAUUUGCCAGUUACAACACUUUGUAGUGGAAGGCCAGACCUUGACUGAGUUCAACAUAAAAUAUCGAUUUUAAUAAAAGAGAAGCGAGCUGGUCUUAAAAUCCUGUGAAUCCGUAGAGCGUUAAAUCCCGUAGGAUUCAGUGCGAAAAGUGUCAGUGCGGCAAAGAAUAUCACGGGGGGCCUUUGGUGAUUUGCUUGGCGUGUUGGUGAUAAAAAAAUUGCGUCACGUGAAUCAGCUGGUUGACACCCGACUGAAAAGUCAUAACAAAUUCAAGUGCUGUGUCUUUAAAUGACUCGAAUUCCGAUUCGUCAUGCUCCUUAAACCGCGAGUUUCCCUCCUCAAAAAGCUGGGAUGCCGAUACUCCAGCUUAUAUUCCCCGGAAGUGAUUUUGAGUGAUGAAAACAUCAAAAGAACGGUGGCCAAAUUCUCCAGCAUGAAGCCGAUAAGGAUGAUCGCGCAUGAACCAAACAAGCGAGCUGGAGUGCUAAUUCCACUUUGUCUAGUCGAUGGAAAGGUGGCGAUACUGUACACUUUGAGGGCGGCAAAUUUGAAAUCCCAUCGGGGCCAAGUGAGUUUUCCUGGCGGCAUGCAGGACGUGACCGAUAGAAACCUGGAACAAACCGCUCUAAGGGAGACUGAGGAGGAAUUGGGCAUCGAACGCACUAACAUUGAAGUCUGGGGAAGCGGCAAUGUUAUAGUGACGCGCCUAGAAACCAGCGUGACUCCUGUGAUAGGCCAGAUCAAAGGAGAAUAUCGAAAAUAUGACCUCAAAGUGAACUCUUCAGAAGUGGAGGACGUUUUCACUGUGCCCCUUGAAGAUCUCUGCAAACCGCAGAACUUGGGCUACACUCAGUUUCGGGGCGCAUUCGCCUCAAUGCCGGUAUUCACUGGAGGCAAAAUGCGCGUUUGGGGCCUUACCGCUCUACUUACCUAUCGGUUUCUAAGCAGCUUGUUGCCGCACCAGGCCUAUUUUCAUAACAUUAAGUACAUGAAUCCUGUAAAACACAACAUGAGGCAUGCGAUAAGAUAAAAAAUUCCAGCUACAUUGUAAAUAACUUAUUUUAAAUUUACGGAAUUACACGGAUAUUUAGGAACAUUGUUGGACGUAUAAAGAGGAAAAUAUAAGUCACAACGUUCAAUU
Messenger RNA from Dendroctonus ponderosae (mountain pine beetle), 1185 nucleotides. Its product is annotated as mitochondrial coenzyme A diphosphatase NUDT8. The transcript has a single exon. Bases 355 to 1074 code for a protein of 239 amino acids. NCBI's taxonomy places the organism in Eukaryota, Metazoa, Arthropoda, Insecta, Coleoptera, Curculionidae. The record is from RefSeq and is a predicted model, not a curated record. Gene Ontology annotation, molecular function: coenzyme A diphosphatase activity.